Apis cerana (Asiatic honeybee) is the source of this 5981-nucleotide messenger RNA. Its product is annotated as chymotrypsin-2-like. Gene Ontology annotation, molecular function: serine-type endopeptidase activity. The record is from RefSeq and is a predicted model, not a curated record. NCBI's taxonomy places the organism in Eukaryota, Metazoa, Arthropoda, Insecta, Hymenoptera, Apidae. Gene Ontology annotation, biological process: proteolysis.
UUGAAAAAAAAAUUAUUUUUAUUUAUAUAUGCUAUUAUGCGUAUAAUAAAAACAUUAUCUUAAUAAUAAUAAUAUUUAAUAAUACAAAUUUAAUUUAAGCGCACAGUGCGUUCGUGUGUGAUGACAGAAUUAGACCCUUACCACUACUAUGUAAUUUGAAUGAGGCCAAUCACCCAGCCACCAUCUCCGAAUGGAACAUAAUCAGGGUGAGUCAUGUCAUAAUGGAAUAAAUUGUUAGCUUUAUGCCUUUUUAAAUUAUCUUGCGCAUUCGUUUAAUAAGACCCUUAAAUAAUCCCUUUUGAAUCAUCGAGGUAUCGAAUAAACUAAAUAAUUUUUACUGUACAUCGAAACUUGUUGUACAAAUAUAAUUCUGUUGUACAAAUAUAAUUUAUAACUAUUAUGUUAAUUCUUUCAAGAUUAGUCAGACAUAUAACAUCAUGAAUUACGUCAGCUUUCAAAUAUUUUGUAACUGUCAAUAAAAAUAAUUUUAAUAAAUUUUCUUUAAAAAUAAAUUUUAAUUCUUAAAAAAAUACAAUUUAAAAAAAAUUUAAAAUGAGGACAAUAUCGGUGAAAAUAAAACAAAACUGAAGAUAAAAUAAGGUAGACAAACUUGUUAUCUAAAAAUAGCAAGAUUAUUCUUUGUUGAGCCAUAAUUAGGAAACCCCCAUUGAGAGAUAAACGAAUACAUUUUUAAUAUUGUUAGUCUAGGAUCGUUUUCCUCUUAAAUAAACGACAUGAGUUUUCUUAGUUUUUAUCAUAGUAUAUGUGAGAUACAUCUGAAUAAGCUUUUUAGGUAAUAUCUGACCUAAAUUUAAAUACUGUCCAGGCAUAUCUUUAAUUUCCACGGUCAUUAAAGGUAUAAAUACUCCUCAAAUAUGUCCAGUAUGCCAAGUUGAUAGUUUACCUUGUUGUCACAAAAAACCUACAAUUUUAAAAUGUUUUUAUUUUUUAAUGUUUUUAUUGUUAUUUUUAUAUUUGAAGCAUCAGCUGCAAACAUAAACGAAGUUCCAAAAAUCGUCGGUGGUUCUUUAGCAAAGGAUGGGCAAUAUCCCUAUCAAGCCUCACUUCGUUAUAGAAAUCGUCAUUUUUGUGGAGGAUCAGUAUUAAAUGAAAGAUGGAUACUGACAGCUGCUCACUGCUUAUCAAGUUUUAAUGAUACAGCAAUAACCGUCGUAUUGGGUACUAAUACUUUAGACAAAGGCGGUGAUGAUUAUCAAUCUGAAAAAAUAAUUGGCCAUCCAAAAUACAGUUCUAUAUUGAUCAGAAAUGAUAUUGGAUUGAUCAAGUUAGAUAAAAAUAUCGUUUUCGGAGAUAAAGUGAAGCCUAUUCAAUUACCCAGUGAAAACUUCAAUAAAAUAGAUUAUCCUGCUGUAUUAUCUGGUUGGGGAACCACUAGCUAUCCUGGACGAGUGCCAAAUGAAUUAUAUUACAUUCAAUUGAAUGUGAUCGAUCAAAAACAAUGUUUAAAUGUCAGUUUCCGUGUCACCAAUGACAAUAUCUGCACACUUAACAAGAGGGGUGAAGGCGCUUGUCAUUCCGUCGACGAAAACCGUGUCGAUGAAAGCGUAAUAGGUGAUUCUGGUGGACCCUUAGUUGCUGAUAAUGUACAAAUCGGAGUAGUAUCCUGGGGAACACCGUGUGCAAGAGGUCAACCGGAUGUCUUCACUCGCGUUUAUAGUUAUAUUGAUUGGAUCAAAGAUCACAUAGAAAAUAAGAGUUAGAGAUAUAAUUGAAUUUAAUUGAAUUACAUGAAUAUUAUAUGAUGGAUUACAUAUAUAUCUGCAAUCGUUAUUUCUGAAUAUAAUAUAAAAUAAAUCAUUUCAUUAAUUAAAAAUUAUUUAAUUUUUAAUUAUUUUAAACACUAUAUAUUUAUAAGAGAAAGAAAUAUAUUUAAAGAGAAAAAUAGUAGUUUAAGAAUCAUAAAAUGAAUCUUGAAAAGAGACUAAACAUAUGUAUUCCAAUUUAAUAAUCAAAGAAAUUACAUUAUAUUUAUAAAGCGUCAAUUUGUAAAAUAAUUUUUUUUUCCUUUUUGAUUUUAUUUUUAAUUUAUUAUUCUUAUUUUUUUAUGUUUUUUAAAUUGCAAUUUAUUUACAUACAAUUGUUAAGUUGUACAUGUUAUAUUCUACGCUUAUGCAGAUGCAUUUUAAGGUGACAUUAAUUUUACAUUUUGUAAUGAAUUAAUAUCAUGCAUAUCUAAUGUGUUGAAUUAAAUAGAACACUUAAAUACAUAUAUAUAAAAUAUUUAUUUGAGAAAGAAUAUGAUCUUUUAUAAAUAUAAUUUAAAUUAAAUGAACUAUUAUAUUUUAUGCAUAUCAUAUUAUAUUAUAUUUUAUGCAAUAUAUUAAUAAAUUCUAAUAUAAAUAAUAUUUUUCAAUUUUAAAUUUCGAUUCAAAAUACAUAUUUUUGUUUUCUUAUUUUUGUUAUCUUAUUUUUUAUUAUCAUAAAUGUAUAUAGUUUUAUAUAAAAAAAUAAUGGAUUUAACAAAUUUAAAAAAAAAUAAAGAUUAUUAAGAUUAUAAGGUUAUAUUCAACGAAAAUAAUUAUAAAAAUAAAAAUUUUAAUUUUAUAUAUUCAGUCUUCAAAAAAAUAUAAUUAAAUAUGUAAAAUUUUAUUAAAAUAAUUAUUUCUAUUAUUUCAAUUAUUUCAUUAUUUAUAUUUCAAUUAUUUAAUCGAUGAUAAUAAAAAAUAAAAGAAUAAGAAUUUAAUAUUAGAAUAGUAAAAAAUCUUCAAUUUCGGCCAAAUCGAAUGACCUGAUUUUAAUAGCGCAUGCUUGAACUAUAUAUGUAUUAAAAAUCAUUUUAGAAGUAAAAAAAAUACUAUACAUAAUAACAUUUUUAAAUGUAAAUCUUAUAUAUCUAUAAGAUGUUAACUAAUAACUGUUUCUCUAAUAAUUUUACAAAAUAUUAAUUUUAAAUUAAAUAUUGGUCAAAAAUUAUAUAAUGGAAUAAUAAAACAAUCAAAAUAAUAAAAUUUUUUUGCAAACAAAAUCUAACAAAUAUUACGAUAGCUUUAGAAAUUCUUUUGACUACACCACUGGUAGCACUUAUUCAAAGAUUGCCAACAUCGAGGCCAAGGAUGCGCACUACUACCCCGAUCUCGUCAAUGUUUACAAAACAUAUAUUCUAUAUCAAAUUGCCAAUAUUUAAAUUGUAUAAAACUUAAAAUUGAUAUAAUAUUGAUAUAGUAAUUUUUUUCAAACUAUGAUAAAUAAUAAUCCUAAUUUUAAUUCAAAAUAAGAAAGAAAACUCUACAAUGUAUAUAACUAAUGUCCAUUUGUCAUAUGUAUGACCCAAAUCACAGUGCGCAUGCGCAAUUGAGUAAGGACAGUUUAGAGGAUGUACUUUCAUCCCCUGUUUUUUGUAUUUCGCGAUUUCUCAGUGCCAUGUCUAUUCGUAUCAUUUUCUGAGAAAACGUGGUGUGAAAGACGAGAAUCGGUGGCCAUGCCACCUGCUGGAGCUUAAUGUACAUUAUCUGAAAUCAAUAUCGCUAUCCUUAUCUUUCGUCUUAUGAACAACGUCAUUCUAGUAGUUUGCACUAGAGAAAUACGAGCGCGGUAGAAACUGUACUCGGGGGAUUGUGUUAAGAGUGGUUAAACCUUCGGUGUUUGUAGUGAGAAAAAUAAUGAAUGCCGAUCUAUCAUUAUUAUUAAAUUUUUAUCAAAUAAAAAUAUAGUUACUAUGAAUUUGUUCCAUUCAGAUAUUGUUAAUAAAAUAAUUUAAUAACUAAAUGUGAAAAAAAUAUCGUGUGUACAAAAUACAAUUUGUAUGUGUGACACGAUUGCCAAAAUUGCAAAAUUGAGCAUAAAAAGAUUAAUAUAUUGGUAUAAUCUAUUUGUUCAAUAUAAUAUAGAAAACGAUGCAACACUAAUACCGUUUUGGCUCAUGUAUUGGGGAUGUAUUAAUAUUCAUCAAUUUUAUUGUUUAGAAGUAUGACAACGAAUAUUAAAUAAAAUCUAUAAACGUAUAUGUUUAUGUUAAUGCUUUUAUAUCCUGAUGUUAUAAAGUUCUUUUAAAGUAAAAAAUAUAUAAAUGUUUUAAAAAUAUAUAAAUAAAGUAAAAAAUAUAUAAAUGACUAUAUUUCGGCAUUUUUCAUUUGUGAUAAAAGAUCAGACGUUCAGUAUUUGAACAUAGGCUCAUUGGAAAAUGCUGUUGUAAACAGUCAUAUAAUAUUGAAGAUCUUGCUACACUUAAAUUGCUGUAUCAUGGUGCUUUGUUAGUGUGCAUAUCACGCCUGUGUAAGAUCCUUGGGACGCCAUAAAUAAUAUAUCGCGCCAAUACAUUGCUUGUAUAAAAAUAACUUAUCAUCUGAGUUUAUCAAAGGAAGCUUCAUGAGCUGCUGUCCAUUCAUGUAAGUAUGUGACAAACUUUUUUAAGAAAUGUGUAUACCUUUAUAGUAUAAAAAUUUAUAUAGUUUACAUGAUAGUAUGUGAUUCGUAUUUUUAAGGGUUGAUAAAAAUGAAGAUAAAAAUAUGUAUUAAUGCUUUGUUUUAAAAUAUUAUAUAAAAAUAAAUUCAUUUUUUAUUUAAAUAAAAAUAUGAAAAUGUUUAUAAAAUAUAAUAUAAUUAUUAUAAAAAACUAAAAAAAGAAUAUAAAAUAUUUUCAAAAACAAAUUUAAAUAUAUACAUAGUAAACAUAAAUAAAUUAUAAAUAAAUAUAAAUUGAUAUAAAUUUAAAUAUUUAUUUUGUAUUAAUUUUUGUAAAAAUUAAUAAAUAUAUAUGAUAAAUAGAAAUCAGAUUUAAUUUUUUGGAAAAAUUGAUAAUAUUAAUAAAAUUUUUAUUUUUUCAUUUUUCAUUUUUUAAUUAUAUAUUUUCUGUGACUUUCAUUAAAAAUGUAAUUAUUUUUUUCAAUAAAACAAAUUUCUAAUCAGAUAUAAUAAUCAUAUAUGACUGAAUUCAUGAGCACUUAAAAACUAUAUUAUAAAGUGAAUGUAAUGCUGCAUAUAGAUGAGAGUUUAUAAAAACAUGAAAUUCGUGACUGUAGAAAACGUACAGCUGUUGAGAGCCGGCUGUAGCAAGUGCACGUAAGUAAAGCAUCAGAUGCUACACCUUUUAAUGGGCGACUGCGCAGUAGACAAUUCAGUCGACUAUGUAACCGUGUACCUCGCACAAGCAUACCAGGCAUUUCUCCGUCUUUGUAUAGUAUAUCUGUCGUUGGUGUUGUACGUCUCCUUACCCUUCAGGAGACGCGUGUAUCUCUCUUUCUUUAUCAUCGCUUUCUCCUUUAUAUUUCUUCUCACUCUUGUGGUAAACGCUUGAUGGUGCGCCAAUACUCAGGGACGUAUUAUAUUGCGCACAAUAUUUAACUAAUGCUUUAACUUAAUAUUUUUUAACAAAAUAACUUCAUUUUACUCUUGCAUUAUAAACGCUAUGCUUAUUUGUCCUACGUUAAUUAUAAAAAUUUAUAUAUAAAAAUAACGCAUUUGUCAAUGUUAUCUACUUAUCAUAUUCUUCAUAAAAAUGCGCUUAUCUAUUCAGUUCAAUUCUAAAUAGGAAAUUGUUUUUAUCAUAAUGAUGCAGAUGAAUUAAUUAUUGAAAUUGUAGUUUUUAUUUUGUAUAAGAAUAGUAUUAUAUUGGUUGAAGACACUUUCGCAGAAACAUAAAUGAAGAAAGGAAAAAACACAUCUUGGUAGAUCGUAGCCGCGGGCACCCGCAUAAUAUACUUAUCAUUUCGUCCCUGGUAGUGGUGCCGGCUGUGGAUGCAGGCGAGAACGUGCGCAGCUGUAAAACGUGAGUCGCUGCGCUCCGCAGCUGAUGCGGUUCGUUGUUGUCCGUGUCUGUAUUUGUUUGGAAAAAUGCGACAGAAGAGCAACGAAUUUCGACAGUGUUUUUGCUAUCAUCUCAAGGGGGUAGGCACGUAUGUGAUUCCGCUGAUAUAUUGCAAGUGAUAGUGACAUAUAUAAUAAACAUUUAAAAUGAUACUAAAAAUUUGCAAAAACAAACAAUUUUAAAAGUGAAAUAAAAAUAAAUUUGAAGUUUAACAAAA